This is a messenger RNA of Astyanax mexicanus (Mexican tetra), 5507 nucleotides long. RefSeq names its product ANTXR cell adhesion molecule 1b (gene antxr1b). Gene Ontology annotation, molecular function: signaling receptor activity. NCBI's taxonomy places the organism in Eukaryota, Metazoa, Chordata, Actinopteri, Characiformes, Acestrorhamphidae. The record is from RefSeq and is a predicted model, not a curated record. The transcript has 19 exons. Gene Ontology annotation, cellular component: membrane. The coding region runs from base 166 to 2244 and encodes 692 amino acids.
ACAGACCAGUCCGUUCCCGCCCACACACAGCAGCAGAACCAGCAGAUAUGACAGGAUGAAGCCCAGCGCCAUCCCAGAGGAGUGCAGAGAGCAGCUGAAAGUUUCUGGGUGCAGAGUUGAGCUGCUGGUUGCUGUGCUGGUUUCUGUGCUGGUCGCUGAGCUGGGAUGGUGUGUGUGUACUGGGCCAGGCUGGCUGGGGUGCUGGUGCUGCUGGUGCUGCUGGUCGGAGCAGCUGAUGGACAGGUAUACCAGCGUUGGGAGGCGGGGUCAUCGUGCUACGGCGGGUUCGACCUCUACUUUGUUCUGGACAAGUCUGGAAGUGUGAAACACCACUGGAAUGAGAUUUAUUACUUUGUGGAUCACCUGACGCACAAAUUCAUCAGUCCUCAGCUCCGGAUGUCCUUUAUCGUUUUUUCAACGGAGGGCCGGACUUUGAUGGAGCUAACCGAUAACAGGGAUCAGAUCAGCGCUGGGUUGGAACAGUUGAUGCAGGUGUUGCCGGGAGGAGAUACCUUCAUGCAUAAGGGCUUUGAGAAGGCCAGUGAGCAGAUCUACUACGCUACAGGAGAUGUGUACCGCAUGGCCAGCGUCAUCAUCGCUCUGACGGAUGGAGAACUGCGCGAGACUCAGUUUGACCUGGCAGCGCGAGAGGCGGAUCGGUCGCGGCAGCUGGGAGCCACAGUGUACUGCGUGGGAGUGAAGGACUUUAAUGAAACUCAGUUGGCCACGAUAGCGGACAGUAAAGAGCACGUCUUCCCUGUGAACGACGGCUUUGAGGCUCUGCAGGGCGUCAUUGACUCAAUCCUGAAGAGGUCCUGCAUUGAGAUCCUCGCCGUUGAGCCAUCCACCAUCUGUGCAGGAGAAUCCUUUGAUGUGGUAGUCAGGGGAAAUGGUUUCCUCUCCACGCGGGAUGCAAGUCGGGUACUCUGCAGCUUCCAUAUCAACGACACCGUCACCAUCAUGAAGAGGCCGCUGCUGGUGGAGGAUACGUAUCUGCUCUGUCCAGCGCCGGUGCUGAAGGAGGAGGGGACGUCCGCCUCCCUCCAUGUCAGUAUGAACAACGGUCUGAGCUUUAUUUCCAGCUCCAUCACCAUCUCCACACUGCGCUGUGUGAGUACAGUACGGUCUCCAGGCUCUUCCACUACCAGCACCACUACCAGUACCACCACAAGCACUACUACUACUACUACUACUACCAGUACCAGUAGCAGCACCGCCGCCGCACUGCCCACUAGCUCAGCUCCAGCGUCAGUCUGCCCACAGCUCACAGUGGACGGGACGGUUCUGGCCAUUGCUCUGCUGAUCCUGAUGUUGCUGCUGGCCGUAGCUCUGCUCUGGUGGUUCUGGCCGCUCUGCUGCACCGUGAUCAUCCACGAGCCCCCGCCUCCGCCACCGCCGGAGGACAGCUCGGAUGAAGAGGAGGACGGCUAUCCGAAGAAGAAGUGGCCGACAGUGGACGCCUCUUAUUAUGGGGGGAGGGGAGUCGGCGGCAUUAAACGCAUGGAGGUGCGGUGGGGAGAUAAGGGAUCUACAGAAGAAGGGGCGAAGCUGGAGUUGCCGAAGAAUGCCCGUGUGAAGAUGCCCGAGGAGGAGUUUGAGUUCCCUCCGACCCGAACCCUCAACAACGGCAUGCGCAAACCCAUCCGCCCACAGAAGUGGUACUCCCCCAUUAAGGGGAAGCUGGACGCUCUGUUGGUGUGGUUGAGGAGAGGAUAUGAUCGUGUUUCUGUGAUGAGGCCGCAGCCCGGAGAGAAGGGUCGCUGUAUGAACUUCACCCGGGUCAAAUCGUACCCGCCCCCUCGGUACCCCCGCAACAACAGCUCCAUCGACAACCAAUCCAGACACAUAUACAGCCUGCCCCAUAGCUCUGCCCCUCCUGCACCAAAGAGCAACCUGCCCCCAACCCCGCCCUGCUACCCCACCCACUCCACAGACCCGCCCUGCAACUACCCUGACCACCUCGCCUACCCCUGCCACUCCCCCACCACCUCAUUGCCCCCCCUACCUCUAACCCCACCCCCAACAUCCAUUAGUCCACCCCCUUACACUCCUCCACCCACCAGAGCUUUACCACCAGCCUCCUUCACUCUCACUUUGGCCCCGCCCCCCUCUCCACCAACCGCCUGUCUGUCCCUAUCAGUGACUGGCUCACUGCCCCCGCCCCCUCAUUCUGCCCCACCUGGCAGAGCUCCUCCUCCCUCCCGCCCUCCACCGCGCCCCUCCCACGACGAUCUCCAGGACUGAUUGGGUCUUGCAGGGUCCAUCUUACAAUGAGGAACUUCUCCAACCCAAUUGGAGGAUCCAGUCCGAGUUACUCCACCCAUCUACAGGUUUCUCCAAGUUCUCCACCAAUCAUGUGACCACCAAUCGGCUCAGAUCAGGACAUGGAUGGGAUUUUAUGUUCUGGACGAGGUUCUAGAAAGAUCCGUCCAAAAUACGCAACUUCUCUGCUCAAAUUCAUCUAAAGAACCAAAAGCUUCAGAGACUUUCCACGCUUUCCAUCCUGUCUGAACAUUGGUCUGGACCUCCAGUGGAAACUUUCUUUAAACAUCUAAACAAUUUGCCAAAGGUUGAGAAUUUUUGAGAAUUUGAAAAAAAAAAAACUUUUUAAAAAUGUCUUCCUGUACAUUCCAAAUCAGACCAGGGUCAGUUCUCGAAGGUUAGAGUUGAGCACAGUUUGGUUGUUUCCCAGCUUGAAGACACUUGAACACAUCUGGAAACAUAUUAACUCAACUGGUCGAGUUAUUUAACUAACUAAUUGGCACCUAAUCAAGUUAAUGCUACAUCAAACAAAACUUUAUAUUCAUAAGAAAUGUGGUGGUGGUUCAGCUAAAAUCCAUAUUAUACCCACUACCAAACGUUUCUGAUUUGCGUAGUUGGUGUUUUAUGAUUUGGUCUAGGUUCUGUAAAGAUCUGUCUUAAUAUGGAACUUCUCUGCUACAAAAGUUCAACUCAAUUCAUGUUCAGUCAAAUCUGAUGCAAACAAAUCUACCUUAAAAACCAGAACGCUUCAGAAACUUUCCAUCUUUUCAGCGCUUUUCAUCCUGUUUAGACAACAGUCUGGACAAGCUCAGUGUUCUCCGGUGAACAUCAACUCAAAAUCUAAACUUUUUAACAAAUCUAGAGCAUUUUUAAGACUUUAAAAAAGUGUAAAUUCCUUCCAACUCAUUUCUAAAUAAGGUAGGCCAGAGUUGAGCACAGCAGUUGUAGCGACCUGCCAACUAGUCAAACUUCAGUCAACUGAUCGAGUUAUUUUACUAAUUUGCAACACAUCCUCAGUAAUAACCAAAGUCCAUGUCACAUUACCAACAAAUGUCAAUGUGUCAAAUCAGACGAAUCAGGGUGUCCAGCAUCAGUUCUGGAAGGUCAGAGUUGACCAGACCUAGCUGGCAACUAAUAUAAUUCAGUCAACUAGGUGGGAUAGUUGGGUUAUUUAUCUGGAUUAAUUUUAAGGCCCAAUCCCAGUUGCCCCUCAGUUUUGCGUGUUCAGGUCUAGAGGUAGGGGGUCCGGAUUCUCGUUAGUCUGUAGGGGUAGGUUAGGGGAAAUGUUGGAGCUACAUGAUCCUUCACACAGAGAUUUUUUAAAGGAACACUCCAAACAGAGAGUUAUGUACCAUAGUUUAAUGUGUAGUUUAAAUGUUUAAUGGUAAUUCUCUUUAUAACAACUCUGUUCUAAGGGUAAAUAUCACACUCCAAAAUAAGGGGUACUGUACAAAUUAGAAAUUGGAUUGGGCCACAAUCACACCAAACAUUCAGAACAAAGUAUAACAGUUCUAUUGUAACUUUGUAGAGAUGGGUCUUAGUGUAUCAAACUCUCCUUAGCACUGAAUGUUUUCUCAGAAUCAAUCAGUUUAAAUCUGUAUAAAUGUGUUGACAAACGCGCCAACGCAACAAACUUUAGGUUUCUCACUAUUUCUUGAUGUUUCUCUUAAUAUAUUAAAAUCUUUUGGAGUAUGUUGUUGCAGGUGGGUGUGGUCUUAGCAAUCACUAAUAGCAACAUGCAGUAGCUGAAACAGAGUGCUUACGCGACCUAUUCCUCACAUAUGGUACAACACCCUGGAUACCCUUGAGUAUUAAUGAGAAUACGAAUAAUAAUGUUGUUGUUACCUUACAAGUCACAAGACAUUCGGCUUUAACUCAAUCCAACACAUCUGUAUGUGAUGAAUUUUCCAGUCUAUCGUUUUAUCUGAAGCACACGUCUGGUUUUUGAGCCACCAGAACCAGAGCUGGACGCCCCUGUUAUAGAAUAAAGCUUGGUAAGGUCUUACUGCUGGUUCUGAACGUGAGUAAUGGAGUAGUAGCAUUAGUUUCUAAAAGAAACAUCAUUAUUACAACUGAUAAAUCGAUGGGAAUUGACUAAGGUUUUACACAUGAACGAUUUUCCACAUCAAUAUCUGUGUAAUGAUGUAGGUGAAGAGAAUGUUUACGUCAGUGACGGUUCUCUAAGUUAAACAGCUCGGCUCACACAGUGCUAUAAUAAAGACGAUGUAUAGAAUUGCGGGCGAACGCAAUACGCUAAUCCUAUUUUACUUGAGAGAUCAGAUCAUCAAGGCUCUGCUUUAUCGCUGCUUUAUACCAGGAGAACAUCGUUACAGAACAGAGGGAGCAGCAGAAACGUACAGAUGUAGAAAUAAAUGGUGGGAGUUUUACCUUUGAAGUUUUGUAGAACUUUCAGGCUUGUAAUAUAUAUAUGUAUAUUGUAUAUAUGGCAGUAAUUAUCUCUAUUAUUAGCGGCUUUGCAGAUGCUCAGCACAGCAAGGAUGCAAACAGCAAAACAAGGCUUCUAUUACGACUUAUCCCAUGAUGUUUUCCUGUUUGAAGGACCAGUAUGUAUGUUAUUUUGUGUACUAAACGAUUAAAUGAUGUGAAUCAUAAGGAUAGAGUUUAAUGCUAAGUUUAAGCUAGUUUUGGCAUUUCUUGAAUUAGUAUCUUUGAAUUGUUGACUCAUUACAAAGCAGAAAUAUGUUUAUGUUUUAGCCUCUGAUUCCGCCCACUGCGGACUGGCUAACACAAUUCAUGCUACAAUAUGCUAACGUGAACUGCUAGCAGACACCAUUAGCUUAUUAGAUCAACUUGUCGGUCACCGUUGAAAAAGUUCUUAAUCUUAUUUUGCGCUUCUUCGCAAAAUAGAUUCAGUGUUCUCAACCUGGCAACCUUGGGGAGGAGAAAAGGCGGGGGAGCAACUCUCUCCAGUGUUUGAAAUCGGACUCCAGUAGCUAUUUUACACGCUUGAUGUUAUUUGAUACAUACUGUUCCUUUAAAUCAGGUGAUCAGACUUGUUUAUCUUCUGGACUCUGCAGAGUCUGAUGAUGUUAAGUGUUAAUUCAGUCUGUGUGGAUCUUUGUGCAAUAUGGGGCAUUAAUGUAACGAAGAGCAUGACUUACACACUCCUGUUCUGACCCAACACACACACACACAAACACACACACACACACUUUCUUACCGAUCUCAAAGUGAAUGUAUGUGUACAAUUCUUUUUUCUAAAUAAAAGUUUUUUUUUAUUAAAA